UAUAGAUUAGUAAGAUAAAAUGUGGAUUCAACAAAAAUAACACAGUAACAGUUAGUAAAGGCCAAUUUAUAAUAAACAAUAAAAUUGCGAAAUAAACAUUCCAUAUCGCGUUUGAUCCCGGUGCUAACGAGAUCUAAACAAAACAAGACCAUUCGAAAAUGGGGAAAUGUUACCAAUAGUUAUUGGAGAAGUUGAAAUGAAAGAGCUUUGAGUUUUAAUUUAUAAUGGCUUCAUUCAGGAAAACUAGCAAUGACGAUAUGCAAAAUCUCCCAGAUCUGUUGCGACGAUUGUGUUGUAAAAUAACCGGAAUAAGCGGAGCUGAUAUUGCUCCACAUUUUCAACUUGCACUGCAGUUGUUGGGCAGCAAAAGAUCUAUUGAAGAUGAAGAUGAAUUCCGUAUCAUUGAACGACUUAAGAAGCAACUUGUGCGUCACGGGAGGGAAAAAGAUGCAGCUGUGCUGGCAGAAAUACACAGGAAGUUGCAGUCUCAGAUGUUAUUAAGGAACAGAUCAGCCAUACUUAAAUUAUUACAGCAGUUAUCUUCCGUUGAAGAGAAAGGUCAAGAGAGUCGAGUCCCAAACACAAGUUUCUUCUCCCAUGGGCUCCCGUCCCACCUGGUGUCUACACCGUACGGUGCUGCAGAUGUCCGGCAGGGCCAUGCGCCAGGACUGACCAUGUCCAGUGUGUCCAGUCACACAGUGGGCAGCAGCGGCAUCAGCAGUAUACAGGGGCGAGACUUUAGCAGCAGAGAUCUGACGCCAGUGGCCCAGUCAUUCAUACCCAGUCAUUUAGUAACUCCAGCUUUUGGAUUAAACCAGCAGACAUCAAAUAAGCUUCGCACUGUUUCUAUAUUUGCUAAACAGUCCGAGAAUAAAGAGAAUGUUUUAGUGACUCACAGUGGUAAUAAACAUCUGUCUAAAAGAUCUGCAGAUAACACAUCAUUUGAAAUAUCUGAGGAAAACCUUCUGAAAGAUCUGGUCUAUGUACUUCAAGGUAUUCAGGGUCGUUGGGUCAAGUUUGACUCCUCAAAGGAUGUUCACAAAAUUGAUUCUGAGACUGGUGUACCAAAAGCCUGGAGACAAGAAAUAGUCAAACUGUCUGAGUGUGGGUGGCUGUACCUGAAGAUUAAAAACUACAUUGAACAACACAGUACUGAUAAAGCUUUUGGACUCAUAGGACAGAGUUUCUGCGCUGCCCUACACCAGGAGUUGACAGAAUACCUGAGGCUUAUAGCAGUGCUGGAGGCUCAGCUGCAGCAAGAAUGUGACCCUGGUAUCCAUGAAACUUGCUCCAACUUGACCUUGGCCAGACUGAGGGUGUGGACCUUUGACCCCUUAAAGAGGUUAAAAUGGUUGGCAGCCCUUGUGGACACAUGUAAAGAUAAAAAAGGCGGGGCCCUGACCUCCAUCAUCUUCUCCUACACACACCACGGUGACCCGUCCAUCAAAACCUUAAUCACACACCUGUUGACCAUGGUUAGCCAACCCAUCUACGCCACACUGCUACGCUGGAUGUAUGAUGGGGAGUUGGAUGAUGCUUAUCAUGAGUUUUUUGUAGCGUCUGACCCAACAGUGAAGAAUGAACAACUGUGGCACGACAAGUAUAGCUUGAGAAAGUCAAUGAUUCCAUCUUUUAUAACCAUGGACCAAGCUAGUCGGAUCCUUCUUACUGGCAAGUCUAUAAACUUCCUUCGGCAAGUGUGUGAAGACAGAACCCCCACACAAGGCAGGGAGGUGGCGAUGAAUUUAGAUCUUACCCAAGCUGCAAGCAUGUUCUCGCAGGACCAAAACUCAGACUUCCAGAAGAUGUUGGACUCUGUGUACGAGCUAACGUCACAGCAUCUCUUAGACGUGUUGCAGACCAAGUAUAAAUUCCUGGAGCACCUCAAGGCCAUGCGAAGAUACUUGCUGCUGGGGCAGGGAGAUUUCAUUCGUCACCUCAUGGAUCUGCUAGAAGAAGACUUGGCCAAACCUGCCAGCAACCUGUACCUGCACAAUUUGACUGGAAUUCUUGAAACUGCCAUCCGUGCCACAAAUGCCCAGUUUGAUAACGGAGAUAUUUUGAAGAGGUUGGACGUCCGGUUACUGGACGUGUCCCCAGGGGACACUGGAUGGGACGUCUUCAGUCUGGAGUACCGUGUGGAUGGGCCUAUUAGAACUGUGUUCACCCCUGAAUGUAAGAUCAUCUACCUGCGUGUCUUUAACUUUAUGUGGCGGGCCAAACGCAUGGAGUACGUACUUGCCCAGAUCUGGAAAAACCAGAUGUGCAGCGCCAGACAGCUCAAGGCCAUACCUGAACUGUCCCCAAUCCUACACACCUGUCACAUGAUCACCACUAACAUGGUCCACUUCAUCAAGCAAGUCCAGUACUACAUCAACUUUGAGGUGUUGGAGUGUGCGUGGGAUGACCUGCUGACCAAAGUUCAUGAAGCCAAAGACCUGGAUUACAUCAUCGCGGCUCACCAAGUUUUCCUAGACACCAUCCUCAGUAGAUGUUUGCUCAACGACAAGUCUAGGGAUAUCCUCCAGCUGCUGAGGACCCUGUUUGACCUCAUCAUCCAGUUUGAGAGUGCUCAGCUCUUGUUCUACGAGUCAGCAACCAGUGAAGUCCUAACCAGAGAAGUUUUUGAAAAGGCCAAGAAAGAGAGAGGUCUAAAGGGUGACUGGGAGCUGACAGAAGAGAAAGAGAAGGAGGAGAGAAAUAGAAGAAAUAUUUUCUUGACAUCCAUCAUCCCAUCCACUAGAGCCAAGCUACAGGUUCUAUCUACAGCCUACCAGGACACAGUUGAACAGUUCUUGAAGAUGGUAGCCUCACACCCAGAUGCAAGCCUCAGAUUUCUCUGUUUCCGCCUUGACUUCAAUGAACAUUACAAAGUUCGUGAGCCUCGAGGCAGAUUAUCCUACUUGCGAGCCAAGUAGUUUAUUUAAACACCUGUCAAGAACUUGUGUGCCUCAUGUACAUAAAAAACAGCAUUGUAAAAGUGAUCAAUAUUUUGUCUGACAACAAUAACCUUCAGACCAAAUAAAUGUUUUGUAUAAAGCCAUAUGCUACUUGUAUGUAAGUAGUUUUUUGUUUUAAAAAAUGUAAAUGAAUUAACAUUGUAUAUUAUAUUUUGAAUAAACUUGUAGAUUAGAAUUGUA
Molecule: messenger RNA, 3140 nt
Organism: Physella acuta
Lineage: Eukaryota; Metazoa; Mollusca; Gastropoda; Physidae
Product: gamma-tubulin complex component 3 homolog
Biological process (GO): mitotic cell cycle; cytoplasmic microtubule organization; spindle assembly
Cellular component (GO): microtubule organizing center; spindle pole; gamma-tubulin complex
Molecular function (GO): microtubule minus-end binding; gamma-tubulin binding
Source: RefSeq, a predicted model, not a curated record